This is a messenger RNA of Mangifera indica (mango), 2072 nucleotides long. Its product is annotated as B3 domain-containing transcription factor NGA1-like. Gene Ontology annotation, molecular function: DNA binding; DNA-binding transcription factor activity. Lineage: Eukaryota; Viridiplantae; Streptophyta; Magnoliopsida; Sapindales; Anacardiaceae. The transcript is spliced from 2 exons. The coding region runs from base 516 to 1730 and encodes 404 amino acids. The record is from RefSeq and is a predicted model, not a curated record.
UUGGAGAGAGAGGCAAUAUUCAUGGCAAGCUUAUUGCCUACUAGACCAACUGGCCAAUUGGGUAUUGGCGCAGAAGAUAUGCGGACAGAUAAACCGGGAAAUGAUGAAAAGGACAAACUCACAUGAGCCGAACCAGAUCAUUCAUGGGCCCCUACGUAGUAUAAUCCUUCUCCUUCUUCUUCCUUUUCACUUAAUUUCAUCAUGGGUUUCUCUCUAUCUCUUUAAGUACCAAAAAUCACAACUGAAAGAGAAUUCUUUAUUUUGUCGAUCAAUAUCAAAUCCAGCUUCAAUUUUCCAGGAAGCUAGUUAGUUAGACCAUUCUUCUUCUCACCCUCACUCUCUUAGCUAGCUACCUCAAAUCAUCUAUGUCUUUGUCUCCUUUAGGGUUUUGGGUUAACGAAGAAGGCACUGACCGACCGUUAUUCUUCUGAUUUGCUUUCUUAUUCUUCUCUGGACCUCAAAGAUCUGACACUGAGAUCAUACAGUGACAAUACGACUAAGAAACAAGGUGAAUCAUGAUGAACUUUUUGCAACAAGAAAAAGGGUAUUGUAAUAAUGAAGAAGAUGAAGAUGAAGAGACAACAAGAUUGAUAAGACAAACCAGUAAGCAUCUUUUUUCUUCUUCUUCCUCCUCAUCUUUUGCUUCUUCCACGCACAAAACUUUUGGUCCUUCUCACCAAAACCUAUGGUUGGGGAGCUUUGAUUCUCAAGAAGAGUACAAAAGCCAAGAAGCAACAAUCAAUUUUGACAAGACGCUUGAGCUGAUGGACUUCUCACUGGGAAACAAUCAUAAUAAUAAUGAAGAACCCAGUACUGGUACUGGUACAGGUACUGCUGGUGGUGAAAGUAGUAGUAGGUCUAUCGAGAAAGAACACAUGUUUGAUAAAGUUGUAACACCAAGUGAUGUAGGCAAGCUGAAUCGUCUUGUAAUUCCAAAACAACAUGCCGAAAAGUACUUUCCACUUGACUCUUCAUCAAAUGAAAAAGGGCUUCUCUUGAAUUUCGAGGAUCGGAAUGGGAAAGCAUGGCGUUUCCGAUAUUCUUAUUGGAAUAGUAGCCAGAGCUAUGUGAUGACCAAAGGAUGGAGCCGUUUUGUGAAGGAGAAGAAGCUUGAUGCUGGUGACAUCGUUUCGUUUCAGAGAGGUGUGGGUGAGUUAGGCAAAGACCGUUUAUACAUUGAUUGGAGGCGAAGGCCUGAUGCUCCAGAUCUCACAUCUAUUGCACAAACACACCUCCAAAAUCAGCUAAACUUUCAACAGUCAAUCCGGUGGGGUAGACUCUACUCUCUUCCCCAAUCUCUCUCCAUUCCAAGAAACUAUGAGCAAUGGCAACGUCCAAAUUAUAGUAAUAUUUAUCCUUCUUAUUAUGAUCAUCAACAUCAACAACAACAUCAGAUGAUUUCUUAUGAAAAUGCUUCACACUAUAAUUACCCAAUAAGGUCAUCAUCCUCAACACAUCAAAUUGGGGCAGUGCAAGAGGGAGGGAAUGGCCUGCUCUUGCUUGAUUCUGUGCCUGUUGUUCAUGCUAACACUGCUGCUAAAAGACUUCGGCUGUUCGGUGUAAACAUGGAGUGCUCCACGCAAGAAGAGUCUUCACCCGCUAUAGUUCAUGCCCCAAUCAGUUCAGUCUCUUACCUUCCUCCUCUCCAACAAAGGCUACCUAAUAAUGCCUCAUUCUCCACAACGCAAUCUAAAGGAAAAUCUUCCUUGUCUUUUGAUUUGGAUCUCUAAGUUUAUAUAUCUAUAUAUAUCAAGUGAUUGAUAAACACACAAGAAGAAUAUUAUUACUGUGAAAAGUUGAAUUUCUUUUUGCUGUUUCCAUCCCGUCUAAUUGCUAUUUAUGUGCAUUUGAAGAAAAUUAUAGAAACGUUUUAGCAUUCGAAUUAUAUAUACAUAUAUGUUUCUUUCUUCCUUCUGUUUUCAGUACAUUAAUUAGUUAACUGAGGAUUGGGAUUUGUAAAAAGCUAGCUAGAGUAGAGAUGAAAGAGAGUGCAACAAAAUGGAAUUCAAAUCUUCAUAUGUACGUAUAAUAUAUAUUAUUAUCUAUAAAUACGCAUAUUUGUCAUCUUCUAA